This is a messenger RNA of Trametes versicolor FP-101664 SS1, 924 nucleotides long. Its product is annotated as small nuclear ribonucleoprotein SmF. Lineage: Eukaryota; Fungi; Basidiomycota; Agaricomycetes; Polyporales; Polyporaceae. The coding region runs from base 17 to 256 and encodes 79 amino acids. Gene Ontology annotation, molecular function: RNA binding. Gene Ontology annotation, cellular component: U1 snRNP; catalytic step 2 spliceosome. The record is from RefSeq and is a predicted model, not a curated record. The transcript is spliced from 7 exons. Gene Ontology annotation, biological process: mRNA splicing, via spliceosome; spliceosomal snRNP assembly.
ACCUGCUCGUGCCACCAUGUCUGCAGUCAACCCCGUCAACCCGAAGCCUUACAUGCAGGAGCUCACUGGCAAGCCUGUCUACGUGCGCCUAAAAUGGGGGCUCGAGUACAAGGGCUUCUUGGUGAGCACGGACGGGUACAUGAACCUGCAGCUCGCGAACACGGAGGAGUUCCAGGAUGGCAAGUCGAACGGCGCGCUCGGCGAGGUGUUCAUUCGGUGUAACAAUGUCCUAUAUAUAAGAGAGGCAAAGGACUGAUCCACGGUGCUCCUCCACUAUCCGCGGACAUCCCUCCCUCGCAUUUGCUCCGCUGUCUCUGCUCUCUCGUGCCCACGCACUCCUGUAUUCUAUCUUGUCGGAUUUGCCGCUUUGCGGGCCCAAAAACAUGUACUUCUCGCAUGUCUCGUACAGGCUAUGGCACUAUGUGAGCCAUAGAUCCGUCUGCUCAGAUGUACUUGGGGUGAGAACAGUCUCGGCGUAGAGUGAGUCGAAAGAUAUGAUGGUCAGGAAGAGUCGUCGACAGGUCGUCAAUGGAUCACUCUUCGCCAUUGGGCUUGACGGGCAGGGGCAUGUUCAAGCCCACGCGAUGUGCUGUCCUCUCAUUUCGCUCCUCUGUCGAUAUGCCUGCCAAGGGCUGAUACCGCUCGAGCAGCGCCUUGUGCGUCCGUUGUGCGCGCAUAAACGUCGCCGCGUUGCGCAUCUCGUGGUAGAACCGCACGCUGUCGUUUCCAUCCCGACGCUCCUCAAAGAUGGUUCGUAUGUGCGUAGCUAUCUGUUUUGGCCGCGCGGCGCGAGCGUGGAUGGAAGCGAGGUUGGUUUCGCGCACAAUGGCGCGGUACGCGGACCUGUGCUGAGCAGUCGCCAUAGCGUCGUGGUCGCAAAGUGCGUUUCUGCGGUGAAGACAGCGAAGUGGACUCGCAGUGAGC